Vitis vinifera (wine grape) is the source of this 1461-nucleotide messenger RNA. RefSeq lists its product as uncharacterized. The transcript has 2 exons. Gene Ontology annotation, molecular function: zinc ion binding; nucleic acid binding. The record is from RefSeq and is a predicted model, not a curated record. Lineage: Eukaryota; Viridiplantae; Streptophyta; Magnoliopsida; Vitales; Vitaceae. Bases 4 to 429 code for a protein of 141 amino acids.
AUCAUGGAGAUGAGGGACAUUGUGGCUCAAUUGAAGAAACUCGAGGUAGAAAUGUCUGAAUCUUUCUUGGUGCACUUUAUUCUUAACACUCUUCCACCUCAGUAUGGACCUUUCAAAAUCUCUUACAACACACAUAAGGAUAAGUGGUCUAUCAAUGAAUUGAUGACCAUGUGUGUUCAAGAGGAAGGAAGGUUAUUGAUGGAACAAGGAGAAAGUGCCAUGCUGGUGACGCAAAGGAAAGGAAAGAAAGGAAAAUCUCAAGCUAGUCAGAAAGGGAAGCAACAAAUUCCUCCCAAAUCUGACAUUAAGAAAGACGAAAAGUGUUUUUUCUGUAAAAAGAAAGGACACGUGAAGAAGAAAUGUCUGAAAUUUCAGAAUUGGCUUGAGAAGAAAGGGUAUGCAAAACCUAAGGAAGCCAGUGACAAGUGAGCAAUUCAUCUUAUCCGGAAACAAGAUGGGCUCGCAUGUGGAAGCAAUAGGGAUAUGUUAUUUAACUUUAAAUAGUGGUUUUGUUUUAGAAUUGCAAAAGACUUUUUAUGUACCAAGUUUCUCACGAAACUUGAUUUCAGUUUCUAGACUUGUACCGUUUGGAUAUUCCUUUCAUUUUUCAGAAACAUCUUUCAGUUUGAUUUAUAAAUCUGAAUGUGUUGGGAAUGGUAUCUUGUCUGAUGGUCUUUAUUGUAUAUUCUUACAAAAUGAUACUGCUCAUAAUUCAUUGCAUGUCCAAACUGGCAUUAAGAGAUGUGUUGUAAAAGAGGAUUCCUCUACAUUGUGGCACCGGAGAUUAGGUCAUAUCUCCAUAGAUAGAAUCAAAAGAUUGGUGAAUGAUGGGGUACUUAGUACUCUAGAUUUUACUGACUUUGAGACUUGUGUGGACUGCAUUAAGGGUAAGCAGACCAAUAAGUCAAAGAGAAGUGCUACUAGGAGUUCCACCAUACUAGAGAUCAUACAUACUGAUAUAUGUAGUCUUGACAUGGACUCUCAUGGUCAGAAAUACUUCAUCUCUUUCAUAGAUGAUUUCUCACGAUACAUGUAUCUCUACAUACUUCAUAAUAAAAAUGAAGCUUUAGAUGCCUUUAAAGUCUUCAAGGCAGAAGUAGAGAAACAAUAUGGUAAACAAAUUAAGAUUGUGAGAUCAGAUAGAGGUGGAGAAUAUUAUGGUAGAUACUUGGAAGAUGGACAAUCACCUGGGCCAUUUGCGAAGUUUCUUCAAGAGCAUGGGAUUGUUGCCCAAUACACCAUGCCUGGUUCUCCAGACCAAAAUGGUGUAGCAGAAAGAAGAAACCGAACUUUAUUGGACAUGGUGAGGAGUAUGCUUAGCAGCUCAAAACUUCCUAAAUUCUUGUGGACUGAAGCACUUAAGACAGCUGUGUAUAUAUUAAACCGAGUUCCAACCAAGGUUGUCCCAAAGACGCCAUUUGAGUUAUUGAAAGGUUGGAAACCGAGUUUGCGACAUAUGCG